AUGCUGGAUAUAACGGAAGAGGUGCUUCUCUCUGGCCUUCUGUACCUCGCUAUGUUUGCGUGGGGCUUUUUGACUCCACUUAACGGUCGCCAUGGCCGUGAGCUACGUGCACCACCGAUCGACUUGAUGCAUCAGAUUGUGGCUCAUUUUCUGGACUUGUCAUCUGCACAUUUGGUCGCCUUCAGCACGGGGGCCGUCGCCUCGGCUCGAGCCGCUCUAAGACCCGGUUCCUUUUCGGAAUGA
Molecule: messenger RNA, 243 nt
Organism: Protopolystoma xenopodis
Lineage: Eukaryota; Metazoa; Platyhelminthes; Monogenea; Polystomatidea; Polystomatidae
Source: the annotation of a GenBank genome assembly